UUACAUUUUUUUUUGCGAGGCCGGCAUCUCUGAACUUUGAACUUGCCUGCCCAGCGUUCGUUCCGUUCAUCACGAGUCCACGGUGAGGAGCGCGCCGCGUCUUCGCCUACCUGGAGGAGGCCAGCCAAUGGGCAAGCUCCACAGAGGAAAGCCGCGAGUUGGUUGUUAGUAUUAAUCACCACUCGAGCCUCCACCACCCACUCCCACUCGUCUCCCUCCCCAAUUCCUCCUCCUCUUGUCGUCUCCAAUCCCCAGGUCAGGGAGGAAGAGUGAACUGACUAGCCACUAGGUCGAUCGAUCGGAGCAGGGCUUUGGUGGGAGCCAUGGCUUCGGAGAAGCACUUCAAGUACGUCAUCCUCGGCGGCGGCGUUGCAGCGGGUUACGCGGCCCGGGAGUUCGCGAAGCAGGGAGUUAAGCCAGGGGAGCUCGCCAUCAUCUCCAAGGAGGCUGUGGCUCCUUAUGAGCGCCCUGCCCUCAGCAAAGGUUACCUCUUUCCUCAGAAUGCUGCAAGACUCCCAGGAUUUUAUGUGUGCGUGGGAAGUGGCGGAGAGAAGCUAUUGCCUGAAUGGUACUCAGAGAAAGGUAUUGAGCUGAUCCUCAGCACAGAAAUUGUCAAAGCUGAUCUUGCCACCAAGAGUCUGACUAGUGCUGCUGCAGCUACCUUUACAUAUGAGAUCUUGCUCAUUGCUACUGGCUCCUCAGUCAUAAAGCUCACUGAUUUUGGCACACAAGGAGCAGAUUCUAACAACAUUUUAUAUCUAAGGGAAAUUGAUGAUGCUGACAAGCUGGUUGCAGCUAUCCAAGCAAAGAAGGGUGGGAAGGCAGUGGUUGUUGGAGGAGGUUAUAUUGGCCUUGAACUUAGUGCAGCACUGAAGAUCAAUGACUUUGAUGUCACUAUGGUGUUUCCUGAACCUUGGUGUAUGCCCCGUCUCUUCACUGCCGAUAUUGCGGCAUUCUACGAGGCUUACUAUACAAACAAAGGGGUAAAGAUUGUGAAGGGUACACUAGCUGUUGGUUUUGAUGCUAAUGCAAAUGGUGAUGUCACUGCAGUUAAGCUAAAGGAUGGCAGUGUGCUUGAAGCUGAUAUUGUUGUUGUUGGUGUUGGAGGCAGACCAUUGACUACUCUCUUCAAAGGUCAAGUUGCCGAGGAGAAAGGUGGAAUCAAGACUGAUGCUUUCUUUGAAACAAGUGUCCCUGGAGUAUAUGCCAUUGGCGAUGUGGCCACCUUCCCUUUGAAGAUGUACAAUGAGUUGAGGAGAGUGGAACAUGUUGACCAUGCUAGGAAGUCUGCAGAGCAGGCUGUAAAGGCAAUCAAGGGCAAAGAGUCCGGCGAGUCAGUUCCGGAGUACGACUACCUGCCAUACUUCUACUCCCGAUCAUUCGAUCUGGCCUGGCAAUUCUAUGGCGACAACGUGGGCGAAACCAUCCUGUUUGGCGACAGCGACCCCACCUCGGCCAAGCCCAAGUUUGGAUCGUACUGGAUUAAGGACGGCAAGGUCUUGGGUACCUUCCUCGAAGGCGGGUCACCGGAUGAGAACAAGGCCAUUGCCAAGGUUGCGAAAGCUCAGCCGCCGGUUGCCAACAUAGAGGAGCUCAAGAAGGAGGGCCUCCAGUUCGCCAACAAGAUCUGAGACACUUUCUGUUUCAUGUGCAUCUCGCGUCAUUUAGGUUCUUCUUGUGUUCACGGUCGCAUUGUUCUACAGAUACUGCCAUAUAGUUGACUACGUAACAUUCGGUUUCUGAUUGUGAUGUCUGUACCACACACACUUGCUGUACCACUUGAUAUUUGAAUAAAGCUUUAGUAGUAUUUCUGGCCAGAA
Molecule: messenger RNA, 1820 nt
Organism: Phragmites australis (common reed)
Lineage: Eukaryota; Viridiplantae; Streptophyta; Magnoliopsida; Poales; Poaceae
Product: monodehydroascorbate reductase 3, cytosolic
Exons: 10
Coding region: 324-1631 (435 amino acids)
Cellular component (GO): cytoplasm
Molecular function (GO): oxidoreductase activity, acting on NAD(P)H; flavin adenine dinucleotide binding
Source: RefSeq, a predicted model, not a curated record